Molecule: messenger RNA, 1206 nt
Organism: Homarus americanus (American lobster)
Lineage: Eukaryota; Metazoa; Arthropoda; Malacostraca; Decapoda; Nephropidae
Product: early growth response protein 1-like
Exons: 4
Coding region: 1-1206 (401 amino acids)
Source: RefSeq, a predicted model, not a curated record
AUGUCCGAGGUUGAGCUAGUGAAUGAGACUGUGUCGUGGUGGAGGAUCUUUGGUAAUAAACCCAAAAAGUUCCUACAGGACCAUGAAGGGGAGGAGUCGUGUACCAAGAGCGAUCUUCUUUUGGCGUCCUCACAGGAGCUUGUUAAACACUUCUUUCAAGACAUCAUCUUCUGUGACGACUCCCCGGUCUCCCCCACAAAGUACUCACAAGCUGUUCAUGUUGUUGAUGGUACAGUGGCAGCAAACAGUCUAUUGCAGACCACGAAAGAAAUUGUUGGCGGGUUCCCAGAUUACGGUGUUGGAGGCCACCAACACUCCACCAGAAGUCCACCUGUUCACUCAUCUACCAGGCCAGCUGGCCACAUGUCCGCUGAGUCCGACAAUAACCUUGGUGGCUAUAAUGCCAUAACAGCGUCUAUUUACAGUACAAGUCAGCCUGGCCACCCCGAUCCUUCAAACGCUCAGGGCUACACCAUGGGCCAAGUUGGACACCUUGAACCUUCCAACAGUAGUACCGUUGGAGGUGAGAGCCUACUGGCGUCCUCGUGGAAGUUUCUUAAAUGUUCACAAGAAGACUUCAAUCCACAAACUUUUGCUGCUGUUCUUGAUAGUACAUUGGCAGCCAACAGUCCAUCACAGACCAGCAAAGAAAAUGUUAGCGGGUUCCCAGAUUACGGUGCUGGAGGCUACCAACCCUCCACUACAGGUCCACCUGUCCACUCUUCUAACAGCCACAUGUCCGCUGAGUACAACAUUAACCGAAGUGGCUGUGACGCCUCCCUUACAGCUUCUGUGUGCACCGUUAGCCAUGCUAGCCAACCAGACUCUUCCAACACUUCUUUCCCUCUCCCACCUUCCUCUCGUCAACCUACACUCCCACCUCUGUACAUUCUACCUUCUACCACUUCUACAUCCGGCAAUUAUUUCAUCAUGCAAAUGACAGAUGGCAGCCAGGCGUGUCAAAUGGUUCCCAUGAGUCUCGCCCAUAGUCAGCUAAACCGCCCACCUGCAUCACAGACAUUCAAUCCAAAGUUCAAAUCCAUUUGUCCAGAGUGUGGCAUUACAGCGACAACAAAGGGGCAUCUCAAGAGACAUCUGAAGUGCCAUGGUUCAAAUAAACGUUACAAAUGUCAAAUGUGUAGCUGUGCUUUUAGUCGAGCUGAUUACCUCAAACGCCACGUUGCAGCUGCACAUCCGAAAGACUAG